CCGCAUCCAGCCCCGGAGCAUCGCGGAAGGAGGAGGGGGCCGAAAGCGGGUUCACUUCCGCCUGGCUGCAGGAACCACAAGCCCCUAGAAUAUAUUAGAAUAAUAAUAAUAGAAAGGUUCUCCCCACAGCCCUCAGCCCCGAUUUUGUCGCCCUGGAAGGAGGGGGUGGCGAGCAGAGCAGCGAGGCUGCCGGCGGGCGGAUCGAUGUGGAGCCGCUGAGGCGCCGCGGCCGGCCCCAGCUCGCCGCCGGCACCGCGGCCGCGGCCGGCAGGACGAGCGCAGCCUCCCCGCGGAGAGGCCAGGGAGAAGGGCGCUGUGAGGGCUGCUGAAGAUGUCCGAUAGUCUGGAUAUUGAAGAGAGACCUCCAGCGCCGCCCUUGAGGAUGAACAGCAACAACAGAGACUCUUCAGCCCUGAACCACAGCUCCAAGCCGCUCCCCAUGGCCCCCGAGGAGAAGAACAAGAAGGCCAGGCUGCGCUCCAUCUUCCCGGGAGGAGGGGAUAAAACCAACAAGAAGAAAGAGAAGGAACGUCCUGAGAUCUCCCUCCCUUCAGACUUUGAGCACACCAUUCACGUGGGAUUUGAUGCUGUCACUGGAGAGUUCACAGGCAUUCCAGAGCAGUGGGCCAGGCUACUACAGACCUCCAACAUAACCAAACUGGAGCAGAAGAAGAACCCACAGGCUGUCCUAGAUGUUCUCAAGUUUUAUGAUUCAAAAGAAACAGUUAACAACCAGAAAUACAUGAGCUUUACGUCAGGAGAUAAAAGUGCCCAUGGAUACAUAGAAGCCCAUCCCUCGAGCACAAAAACAGCAUCAGAACCUCCUCUGGCUCCCUCUGUGUCUGAAGAAGAGGAUGAAGAUGAUGAAGAGGAGGAAGAUGACAAUGAACCUCCGCCUGUCAUUGCCCCACGGCCUGAACACACAAAAUCAAUCUACACCCGCUCUGUUAUUGAACCUGCCGCUGCACCAGCACCAGCUAAAGAAGCCACCACUCCCCAGCCUGAGAACUCCAACACAAACACUCUGUACAGAAACACAGACCGGCAGCGAAAAAAGUCCAAGAUGACAGAUGAGGAGAUCCUGGAGAAGCUGAGGAGCAUUGUGAGCGUGGGAGAUCCUAAGAAGAAAUACACUCGAUUUGAAAAAAUUGGCCAAGGGGCUUCAGGAACUGUUUAUACCGCGAUUGACAUCGCCACAGGACAAGAGGUGGCCAUAAAGCAAAUGAAUCUCCAACAGCAGCCCAAAAAGGAACUAAUUAUCAAUGAAAUCCUGGUCAUGAGGGAAAAUAAGAAUCCCAAUAUUGUUAACUAUUUAGACAGCUACCUUGUUGGUGACGAGCUGUGGGUGGUGAUGGAGUACCUGGCUGGAGGCUCCCUGACCGACGUUGUCACCGAGACGUGCAUGGACGAGGGGCAGAUCGCCGCUGUGUGCCGGGAGUGCCUGCAAGCCCUGGAUUUCCUUCAUUCCAACCAAGUGAUCCACAGAGACAUCAAAAGCGACAAUAUUCUCCUUGGGAUGGAUGGAUCUGUCAAAUUGACUGAUUUUGGCUUCUGUGCUCAGAUCACCCCUGAGCAGAGUAAACGGAGCACAAUGGUGGGGACUCCUUACUGGAUGGCACCAGAAGUUGUAACAAGAAAAGCAUACGGCCCCAAGGUGGACAUCUGGUCACUCGGGAUCAUGGCAAUAGAAAUGGUGGAAGGAGAACCUCCUUACCUUAAUGAAAAUCCUCUCAGGGCCCUGUAUCUGAUCGCCACCAACGGGACACCGGAGCUGCAGAACCCGGAGCGGCUCUCGGCCGUGUUCCGAGACUUCCUGAACUGCUGCCUGGAGAUGGACGUGGACAGGAGAGGCUCUGCCAAGGAGCUGCUGCAGCAUCCCUUUUUGAAACUGGCCAAGCCUCUGUCCAGCCUGACUCCCCUGAUCAUCGCGGCGAAGGAAGCGAUUAAGAACAGCAGCCGCUAGCACUGCAGGUCGGCUCUGCGCCCUGCCAGCUCGGGGCAGGACUGAGAACACAGACUCUGGACAACCUCAACUCUCCUGCUGCGGGACAGAUGGAUGGAUGAACAAACCAACGGUCACAGUCGUGGUGGUAGGACCACCCCAGUUCCUCAAGGAGUAAAAAAAUUAUCAUUUGUCUUCUUCCUGCUUUCUGGCUCCUUAAUUUAUUUUUAAGAUGAAUCGGGGCUAAGGACAGAGAGGUAAUGACAGAAAAUGCUUUGCUGCCUCAAUCAUUUCCAAGGUAAAGCAAAUUCAGUUGGAAGAUUCCCUUCCUUCUCACCCUGUGAAUAAGCUGUACAUUCACUUUUAAAUGGUCAGUUCUUUCUUAACGAUGUAAAGUCGUGUUUAUGGGGUUUUUGGUAUGGUUUGGAAUCGGAGAAGGGCAAUUCUUCAUUCAUCAACUCCAGACUGCCUUUUGAGUACGGCCCACUCGCCAGUUUUUGCCCAGUCGUGGUACUUCUACAUGAGGAAGAAAGUGCAAUUGCAUUUCCAACCAAAAAGGAACGAAGAAUGGGACAGACAAAACAUCCUGUGGAGAUGCAGGUGUUCAGCUGGGACUGUGGUUUGGUUCUUGCCGAUUGGAUUUGUACCCCUAACUGCAAUCUCUGUGCCCGGGUGAGAGUCUCACUCAGCUGAAACAGCAGAAAGAUCAGUCUGUGCUCGGAGCAGGUUUGUGUGCUGCAAAGCUGGCAGGGCAGUGUGAGGGCAGAGCGAGCCCAGGGCUGAGCCCAGCCGAGCCCAGGGCUGAGCCCAGCCGAGCCCAGGGCUGAGCCCAGCCGAGCCCAGGGCUGAGCCCAGCCGAGCCCAGGGCUGAGCCCAGCCGAGCCCAGGGCUGAGCCCAGCAGAGCCCAGGGCUGAGCCCAGAGCAGCCUGAGCAGAGCCCGGCUGGAGGGAGGCGCUGGCAGCGACAAACAGCAGCAGCCUGGCCGUGGGCACCUCCUUCUGGGACAGGACUGAUCCCCCGCCUCAGAGCCAGACCGGGUGAGGACUGUUCUCCAGGGAAAUGUGGCUCUGCUGAGAAAUGCACAGCCUGGUGGGCCUGGCCACCCCGAGUCUCUGCAGCAGCAGAGGAGGGCAAACAGAGCAGAGCGGUGGUGCCGCUUCUGAGGGUGCCUGUUCUUCUCCCAGCUGUCCUGGAGCUCCUGGGAAAGGUUCGUGGUGUCUGCAGAAUUCUUGGCAGAGGGGGAGAGGACCAGGCUGCUCUGCAGGCUCCUGCACAGGUGAGCAUCCUUCAGGCACAGGAGUUCUGCCCUGGGAGCCGAGGCUGACGCAGGGAACCCUGCACGGUUCAGAUCAGCCAGUGCAGAGCCAGCUCGGGAAGAAAGCGCCUUAAAACCUGGAGUUGUGCACUGAGCAGGAACAACAGUGUGAAAUGCAGAGUGGAUUGCAGAAUUACCUGGAGGCACCAGCCUGCUUCCUGCUGUCCUUCGUGUGGCAGGCACUGCGCAAUGAAGCUCUUGAGUUGCUGCAAGAGAGGGAGUUGGGGAUGUACCUGAGGAUUGUGCUUGACAAGUCAGCGGAUCUGGAAGGGAGCAGAAUACUUUCAGUAUGCAAUUUGUGUUUUAUUUAUUCAUUUCUGAAAGACACAGUGUGGCUUCACUCAGUAAAAGCAUUUGCAUGGCGUAUUUGUUGCUGUAUUUUAGGAGUACAACUCAUGCAAGACCUUCAAAACAGCAACUGAAGUAACAUGCACCCAGUGAGCAAAAAACCCCUCACAGUAAAACAGCUUUCUGCUAUAGAUCUUCAGAGGACCAGUUGGCCUGGUCCUGCAAAGGGUUAAGAAGCCUUUCAGGCACUCACUGCCUUCAUGUCUGGCCAGCAGCAAUGAAGGAUGCUUGGGCUGUUCUUGCAUCAGGCCAGGAGCAUGUCUGGCUGUGGCAUCCUGUUCAGUUGCAGUCUGUGUGUGGCAAGUGUCCUUACUGCUGCUCCCCUCGCUCGUGCUGCCAUCACAGUGCCCUUGCCAGAGGCAGCAGGCACAGACAGCCCUCCCUGAGUCACCACAGCUAAGUAGAAAUCAACUUUGCUUCAUUUCCUGGGGAGCACAACAGGUCUGGUUUUGCAGAUGACCAAAUAACGCGCUGAGGUGGGCAGCUCUGGUUUCCUGGACUGGGGAACAUCAGGAGGAGCUGAGGGAGCUGCCAGGAGCCCACAGCUGGAGCAGCAGGACCUGCAGCAGUGCUUUCCAAGCUUUCCUCCCAUAAAAGAAGCCCCUGGGGAGUGGCCAGGACAGGCAGACCGGCCCUAGCACAGCAGAUGGUGCAGAAGGGAGUGCAGGAAGGUGCUGAAGCCGUGCCAGCUUGACCGGGGAGCAGUGAUGUCCACCCAAUAAAAAGCCAUGGCUUCUGUAAGCCCUGCACCCUCCACAGCCCGUGCAGUGGCCCAGACAGACUCUGGUGGGCUCUGCUGCCAGCUGCAGCCUGUGCCCUGCUCUUAGGCCAGCCCUGGUGGCAGCAGCGUGGGUACAGCUGUGGCAUGUGUGCCCAGGGAGAGGAACUAACAGGGGCAGGAAUAUCCAAGGUCACCGAGCCCCUUCCUGGCCAAGGGGGAGAUCCCGGGUGGUUGGACUGUGGUGAAUGUGGCACUGAUCUACACAAAGACCUGGAGGGAGGAUCUUGGGAACUACAGGUCUGUCACCCUGACCUACCUCAGUGCUGGGAAAAGUCAUGGAUCAUCCGGAGAUCAUCUGGAGUGCCAUCCCAUGGCACACAGAGAACAACCACGGGAUCAGGCCCAGCUAGUGUGGCUUUGUGAUAGGCAGCUGCUGCCUGAGCAGCCUGAUCUCCUUCUACAACAGCAUGACCUGCCCAGGGCAUGAGGGGAAGGUCUGCCUGGAAUUUAGUAAAGCCUGUGUCGGUGUUUCCCACGGGUUUCUCCUGGAGAAGCUGGCUGCUCAUGGCUUGGAUGGGUGCACUGUUCUCUGGGUAAAAUCUGUCUGCCUGGCUGGGCCCAGAGGGUGGUGGGGAAUGGAGUUACACCCAGCUGGGGCUGUCAGAAGUGGGGCUGGGCACUGGGGCCAGUUGUGUUCAGUGUCUGUAUCUGAUCUGGACGAGGGCGCCCUCAGGUAACACCAAGCUGGGUUGGAGAGUUGAUCUGCUGGAGGACAGGAAGGCUCUGCAGAGGGAUCUGGACGGGCUGGAUUGCUGGUCCAAGGCCAGCUGGAUGAGGUUCAACAAGGCAAAGUGUCAGAUGCUGCACUUGGGCCACAGCAACCCCCUGCAGCUCCAGGCUUGGGAAAGAGUGGCUGGAAAAUGCCUGGUGGGAAUAACCUGGGAGUGCUGCUGGAGAGCAGCUGAACAUGAGGCAGCAGUGCACAACUACCUGAGAAGAGCUUGGAGCAAUGGGGCAUCAGUCUCUUCUCCCAAGUAACAAGCAAUGGGACGAGAAGAAACAGCUGCAAGUUGCACCAGGGAAGGUUUAGAUUGGAUGUAGGAAAAAUCUCUUCACCAAAGGAUGGUCAAGCACUGGAACAGGCUGCACAGGGCAGUGGUUGAGUCACCACCUCUGGAGGGACUGAACAGAUUUGUAGAGGGGGAAUUGGGGACAGGUUUCGUGGUGGACUUGGCAGUGCUGGGUUGAUGGUUGGACUCAAUGAGCUCAGAAGUCUUUUCCAACCUGAACAGUUUUGUUCUGUUUAGAAGACUUUGUUUCUCUUGUGAGGUCCCAUUUUUGUCUGUGAGCUCAAGAUCUGUGUCUGUAGGAGAAGCUUCCUUGUGAAAGAGUAAUUUGGGCUGGAGAUGGGCUGCCCUCAAUGUGUAAAGCAUUCAUCAGGAUGAAACAUGUUUGUAUUCCUGUAAGAAGUGAAGAAAUGAGUGACAGUUUCUGUUUCCAGUAUAUCUUUUAUUUUUUCUUAUCCACAAAAGAACAGAUAGCCAUCCUUUAAAAGGAAAGCACUUUGUAAUGGCACAUGUUUGCUGGACAUACAGUCUACUUCUGUUGACAAACUACUCUAUUUGAUUGGGUAAGGGGGGAAUUUCCUAUUUAUUUCUUUUACCUAUAUUUCAGCAUCUCUGCUUAAAAAAAAAAACCCACCACCACAACUUCCAGAAGACAGCAGGUAUGAAAAAUAAGGAAAUGGUAGCUUUUUUUUUCCUAAUCAGUGUAUUGACAGUACAUUGUUGGCACUGACUUUUUAAAGACAGCCGCUGUCUUAAGAGGCCUUACUUUUUAUUUUGUUAAAUGUUAUUAUAUUCCUUUUUCUUUGCAUCAGCAAAUCUAGAGAUUUUUCUUUUAAAGCCAGUUCCUGGGAGGCAGACGAGAUUCAGCAGAAAUAAUCAAUGCCAGUGGCUGUUUCAGCAUGGGCUGCAUUGCCCAGCUGAGAGUGUCUGACAUGCAGGGAAUGAACCUCCAGUGUCCCUGUGCCCCGUGCCUGGGACAGGCUCUGGUGCUCACUGACACUGAAAGAGGGCAGCUGUGUUUGUAUCCUCCCAGCCUGGAUGUUAAAUGGAGAAAAGACACAAGUAUUUUUUAAAAAAUCCAAACACAAACCCAGAAAAAUCCAGUCCUGAGGGAGUCCGGUCUUGUACGUUAUUUACAGGCUCACAGAGUAUAUUAGGAUUGACAUUGGCCUUGCAGAAAGGAAAGAGACAAAUGCUGGAAAAUCUCUGGAGCCACCUUGGGUUUUCUGACUGCCAUCCUCAGAUCACACAAUUCGUUGUGUAUCUUCUUGAAGUAUUAGAAAUAGUCUGUUUCUGUUGCAAAAUGAAAACUAAAAGUUUCAGAUACUUUUAUUCCAAGGUUUUAAAAGAUUGGUUAAUUGUCUUCAUUUUUAAAUUAAACAGUGGAAUACCCUAUCCAGGAACUUGACUGAUUCCCAUCCCUGCAAUGAAGAUGUGAAAAUGAGCCAAUAGCUCACUGUGGUUUAGAUGUGUUUUGGGACAGAAGCAUGGUAGAAGUAAAGUCAGGGAAGUUAGAGAAGCACAGAAAAGUUUAUUUAUUUAAGAAAAAAGAAAAAAAAGAUAACCAUACCUAUGUAAAAUUCCCUACAGCUCCUGUGUGCACUCCUGGGAACCUGUGUGGGGUGGGUCUUACAGUGCUCUCAGGGUUGGAUCCCAAACUUGGGCUGGGGUUGCAUUCUCACUUCUUGUGUCCAGUGCUUCUGUAAAUACAUGUGUAUUUAUUCUUCAUCUUUGGCUGCUGAACAGUUUGGUGAACUCUUCCACUACACACAAAAGAGCUCAAGGGUUUGUUCUGAGCUUCUCUGAGGCCAGUGGCUGCACUUGGCACAUCUUUGAGUCAGUCCUUCCCUGUGUCCUGCCACCCAAAAUUAAGCACAUUCCAGUCACCACGAGAAGGGAAGCACCUGUCUCCUGUCCUCUCGUUGUAGGAAAUGUCACCAUGCCCUAUUGUCCAUUCAGCAGUUCUUUCCAGUAUAUAAUCCUUGGUGUGGCUACUGCCUAUUCCUCACACUGAGCAUGUAAAUAUUUGUAUUUCUUAGUCCAGUCCUGAGCAAACCCAGGGAGCAAACAGCCAGAGAGAGCCCUGUGACAUCGACCAUGGCAGGAGCCAGUGUUGCUUUGCUUGACACCCAGGACAUGCAUCUAGUGCCAGCUUUGCCUGGCUAAGUGCCACCAAGGCAGUGGUCCAUGCACCUUCCUGGUGCACCCUUCAUUCAUGUGCAGCAACUUAAUGAUGGGUUGAUGAAGACCUAUAAGUGUUUAUCUCCUUUUUUUUCCCCUCUCCUCUCCCCAUACCAGGUAAAUCUCUCCAGUUUUAUCCCAAAUUUUCAGGAAGCAAGCAAAGGAUAACCUUUGUCUUUCAAGAGAAACCAUCCAAACUUUUUUUGAGUGUGAUUUGCACUUCAGGGAUCUUUAAAACUUCUCUUUGCUUGUGUCUGUCCUUGAGCUGACAGGGUAAUUUUAUUUUUCUCACUGAAACUUGCAGAAUCUCACUUACCCAUCUCUCUUUGGAUGCAGUUUAGUGCUGAUUGCCAUAAUCCUAGGAGUGCAUUGUGCCUGCAAAACCAUCACUGGCUUGAGCCUACCAACAGUUGCAUGUACCUUUGGUCACAAGAGUUAUCUCAAAAGAAAAAAUGGUCUUACAGCAAAGAGGAGGAGGGAUGCCCAUAGGCUCUGCGUGGGUGCCCUUUGGGCUGCCACGUGGGCACAACCUGCACAUUUUGAACAAGAUCUUGUUCUUGCUGCUCAACAAUUCCCCCAGGCAAACACUUGGGUUCCUAGAGAAUCUGACCUUGACUGAGGAAACUGGGGGCAACACCAUUAGUUAAAGUUGAUAACAUUGAAAACUGCUAAUUGAUUUAACAGCCUGUGAUCACAGUGGCUUUGCCCUGCACAGUUUUCAAGCAGACCACACAAUCAGCUUCAGCUCCUGUGUGCAGGGCACCUUCUGCUAUGUUUGUGGCACUGAGUUUGCAGCUGCUGGAGGCCUGCAGGCAGCUCCUGCCCUGCCCAGCUUGGGUACAGAGCCAAAGGGAGCGAGGCUGGGCACUGUGGCUGGGUUGGCAGCCGUGAGUGCAGGUCAGAAGAGCUGACACACACAUGUGCACACCCCUCUGGAUCACAGCUCCCUGGUGUCACAGGGAUGCCAGCCACUAGAACAGGUUCUGACCCUGCUAUCCAGAGGUCUUUUCCAACAUGAACUGUUCUACAGUUCUGUGAUUCCAUCUGCUGGAUUCAGCUAGGUCCAUGUUAGCAACUUGAGUUUGAUCAAAAAGUUUCCUCUUGGUCAGCUCUUGUGGCCUAAGGCUCCUUUAGCUCCUUGUGCUGAGCUGUUCAUGCUGAACGAGACAACUCAGAGAGAAGAAUACAGUUCAUCCGGUUUCUUCUAGAACACUGAGAGGGUGAGUGUGUGAAAACAUGAAUAUUGUUUUUGUGUAACCUUCUCUCUGCCCUUCAUGUCAGGGGUUUGAAACAGGAAAAAGCUUUCCUAAAGAGGGAAAUGAAGCAGCAUGUUACAUCUCCCAGGUCUUGCUCUUUCCAGUCUCUGCACUUGACUAAUUUUGUCCUUCUUUCUGUGCCCUUUGCUCCCCCUGUGCUCAAUGGCUGCUACCCAAGACUGUGUAACAGCACAGAUCAAGUGGUUGAGACCCUCCUUUCUCUGCCCUUGGAGCUGCCUGCUCACAGCAGCCUUUUCCACCUGGAAACUGGAUAUGGGGAGGGAACCCCCACCUCUGUUCCUUGCACAACCCCAGGAGCCAGGGCUGCCAUCUCAAUUCAGUGCACUGGGGGCUCCCAGCUGCCUCAGGCUGCUGUGACACCCCUGCAGACGGGAGGGAGCAGUGGCAGGAGGUUGUUUUGAAAGGUCCAUUUGCUGCUGCACGCUGUGUGUGUCCAGCCCUGCCCCAGGCUUAGGGAUCAAAUGCCAGCACUGCUGCUGCUCCCUCUGGAGUCAGUGAGAGUUUGGUUGUUGCUCUCACUGACAGCUGAACCGGUGGUUGCUGCAGCAGGUGCUGACAGUGCCCCUGGGCUGGAGGGGUCCCUGGGCUGCCUGGGUGGGAAGGAGCUGCCCCUUGUUCUCCCUCUGCCUCACACAAAAGGUGUGUGUGCUGGUCCCACGUGGCUCAGCACAGCAAACAGGCAGCCUGUGAGUCUCUUCCAUCCUUGUCUCUUGAGAUGUUUGGCCUUUGAGCUUAGCUGUACAAAGGCAGCUGCUUCUGGCCCCUCUGUAUCCCCGUGUUAAUCAGUGCUGCCAAAUCCAUCUGCAGCACAGCAAGGGGAAAAGCCUCGGCCCUGCAGGGCAGGAGCUGCCAGCUCUGCCCAGCACUUGGGAGCUGCUCCACACGGGAACCAGCAGCAAAGGGCUGAGCACCUCCUUGGGCACAGCCCAAAUUCUGUGAGGGAAUGACAGAGUUAUUCACGUGCAUUAAUGCAUCAGCACUGCAGGAGCUGUGCCUGCAAACACAGGGUUUGAGAUGUGCAAAAGAAUUCUGCAACUCUUGACUGGAUCAGGAUGUCACCAGUGCUGAACUCCAGUUUAGUCCAAAGCAACCAGUUUACACCUGUGCUGGUGUGUGCUAGAUUUUUUUCUUCAGGGUAUCCAGACAAAAGUAAACAGAGGAGGAGCCUACAUUUUCAUUGUUUAUCAGAAAUGUAUCUCAUUUUGCUGUACAUUCCUUUUUUAGGAUGUGUUAUCUGUUUUAAAAAAAGAAAAAAGAAAAGAAAAAAACAGAAAAAAUAUGAAAGAGAAAAAAACAAAUGUGUAGUGAAAAAUCUUCUGUAACUUUGGAUUAAGAGGUAACUGAUCUUUUUAAAAAGAGAACUAAGUUAUUUACUUUGUAAAUGUGCUGAUGGCAUGGAUCCAUCUUAUUGACCUCAGCAUCCUUUUUUUAAAGAUUUUGGGUUUUGUUUCCAAUAUUAAGUUAUUUUAAAUUGUGGUUGAAGCAAUAGGAAAUUGAAAUAUGGAUUGUGCAUGACUGUGUCUUGAGUGUAAAAAUAUUGCAGUUUGAAACUUGGACCUAAAGUAUUGCAAAUAAAAGUUAUAAAUUCCAAUG
Messenger RNA from Prinia subflava (tawny-flanked prinia), 10445 nucleotides. It is a transcript of the gene PAK3, whose product is annotated as p21 (RAC1) activated kinase 3. Gene Ontology annotation, molecular function: ATP binding; protein serine/threonine kinase activity. Lineage: Eukaryota; Metazoa; Chordata; Aves; Passeriformes; Cisticolidae. Gene Ontology annotation, cellular component: cytoplasm. The record is from RefSeq and is a predicted model, not a curated record. The coding region runs from base 332 to 1963 and encodes 543 amino acids. The transcript is spliced from 15 exons. Gene Ontology annotation, biological process: protein phosphorylation; intracellular signal transduction; regulation of MAPK cascade.